This is a messenger RNA of Owenia fusiformis, 4077 nucleotides long. Lineage: Eukaryota; Metazoa; Annelida; Polychaeta; Sabellida; Oweniidae. The record is from the annotation of a GenBank genome assembly.
AUGAAAGCUCAGUCGAUGCAUCAUGAGGAACUCCAAUGAGCUGAAAUGAUCGUUGCAGGCUUCUAGGUCACUGCGCAGAAGGUCAAAGUUCACUGCGCAGUGUUAUGUUUAGCAGAAAACUAAGAGGAAGAGACACAGAAUUUACAACUAUCCGUAAUGUCGCGGCGAAAGCAGUCUAAUCCCAAGCCGAUCAAAAGAAAAUCUGAAGAUGAGUUGGAGGAACUGGCAAAGACGUUACAUCUUCCCGCAAAUAUUCUGCACAUCUACGAAUCUGACGAUAACCACUACAUGAUUCGUAGCUCCAUCACACUACCAAAGGGAAGCAGUUUUGGACCAUUUAAAGCCCAGGUUGUUCCUGAACACAGCGAUACAAAGCCAGAUCAUGUUAUACAGUUCCCAGGCAACACCACUGGUAACCAUAGUAACAUCUCCCUAGUAACAGAAGAGGAUCAAGGAAGCUGGUUAAAGUUUAUGAAACGGUCCCCUGAUCCUGAUGAAUGUAACGCUAUCGUCACCCUUCAAGAUUCCAAUAUCAUAUGGUGUGAAAUUACACAAGACAUUGCAGAAAAUGAAGUAUUACUCGCAUGUUUUGCAAAUGAGGGGGUUUCGGCGGAUACCCCUGAGAGAGCAGUCACCCUAAAGGACGGGGCCCCAAUUAAAGAAAGUCUGGAUACAAUGGAUGUCAUAUCUAGUCAAACAAAUCAUAUCAAAGUCGAAGUCGAUUCUAGUCAUGAUGAUCAAUCUAAGGGGUCUUCAAGCUUGUCCAAGGGGUCUUUAGAGUCAGAGUCCGCUAUUGAGAGAGAUACCCUAAAGAUGGAGCCAAAGUCACCCGUUUCAUCAACGUCUGAAUUAACUGAAGAUUCAGAACCAGUCGUUAAACCAAAGCUAACACAUUCUCUGAGGUUUUGCUGCAUGAACUGCGGUGUCAAGUUCAGUAAUCCAAGCACGUUAGAAGCACACGCCACGUUCUACUGCACAAAGCGCCAUCUAGUGGCUCCAUCUAUUGAACGCAACAGUAUCAGCCCUGAAUCUGGUAUGUCAGAAUCCAAAAGUGAAGAUGGUUUGAACUAUCCAACCAAAGCUAUUUCACCCUCCUUAAAUCAGGACUCAGUUGACCAAUCAGACAACAGUAUUCGAGAGAAUGGCGAUCAAGAGUUUGAUGACGCUAAAUCGAUCAAAGCCUUCAAGUGUAAUGAAUGUACAUAUUCGGCAGAUAAAAGAACAAGUCUGAAUCGACAUAUGAGAAUUCAUGGGGCAAACGAUGAUAAAUCGGAACCAAAAGCGAAGCCCUUAAGCAAAGAUGAGCUUGCCGAAAUGCGCUGUAACAAUUGCAAUAUUCAAUUCACAUCGAAGAAAACAUUUUGGGGGCAUAAGGAAUAUUAUUGUCAGUUAAGACAUCGAAAGCCUGAUCAUUUGUCGCCUACCCAAGCCAAAACGCCAUCUAGCGAGAGCUCUAUUUCUCCGCCACCAACAGCUUCAAACCACCUCCAGCAGAUGGCAGCAGUGAUGUCUUCCCAUAAUGCACCUGGUUAUCCAAAUGUAACAGCUCUGUCUGCAUCGCAGGUCGUCACACCAGAGCAAAUCGCAUCUAUCCAAUCACAGUCUUCCCAGAUGACAGUUGUCGUGGCAACCCCAGUUGUUUCACCAGAUGGCAGCACUAGCAUUGUAAACGUCCCAACGGUCAUUAUGCAACCUGUUAUUGCUCCCUUGCCUAAUAUGGUCAAAGCGCAUCAAAAAGAAUCAGCUUCGUCAUCCAAAUGUCCCGCUGAACAACCACUAGAUUUAAGUGUUAAGAAGGAACCACAAAGUCCCCCUCAGGAACGUAUCAGUGUGAAAAGUCCUAGUAUAAAUAGUCCAAGGAAACCAGUUCCUGGUUAUGAACAGCCACAUGAUUUAAGCACCAAAUCAGGACCUUCAUCCCCGAGAAGUUUGAGUACUCCAGGAAGUGCUCCCGUGACACCAGUAUCGCCAUCUGCUGGGCAUAACUGGCCUACACCAGGGGUGGGGUUAAAGGAGAAGACUACCCAAAGGCCUAGUUCCCAUAGUGUGGCAUCUAUGUUAUCCCCGGGGUCAGGGGGGAGUCUUUCACCCCCCUCAACGCCCGGCAGCCAAGCUCCCAUACAGGGCAUCAGCAAGUGUAUGGAUUGUAAUAUUGUGUUCUACAAACACGAGAAUUACGUGAUUCACAAAGAACAUUAUUGUUCGGGCAGGCGUGUAAGACGUCCCGUUAUUCAGCAACAAAUGAUUUAUGAUCAGAACGAUGUUGAACCAAAACGUAUCAAACUAGAUCACCCACCACCAGAUGACAGCACUAGCAGAGAAAAACCCAUAUCGCCAAAAGAAAAUUCCCCAUUGCAAGCAGUCCCACCAAAGUUUUUACAAUUUUACUGUGUACCAUGCAAGAUCAAAUUCAGCUCCCCCGACACUUUGAAGGCGCAUCAACAGUAUUAUUGUCCAUAUGCAGGGAUUCCCGCAGAGAUCCCCACUGCACAGGAAGUCAAGGCAAACAUGCGAGAGGAUUCUCCUGAUGAACCAGGCCCGGAGUAUGGUUGUAUGCAAUGUGGCAACAUUUACCCUUCUAGUCGAUUGCUGAAAGCCCAUCAUUGCGCGAUACUUGAUGUUCAGCUAGUCGCAUGUCCCCAUUGUGAUUAUGUCGCCCAAUCAGAUCAGAGAUUAAUCGAACAUUUAAAGGCACAUUCCCCAUCUAAAGCCUAUAAGUGUACAAUAUGUGGUUACCGUGGAAACACUGUGCGUGGAAUGCGCAUGCACGGGAAAAUGCAUAUUGACGCAGGAGAACAAUUCACUGAUGAAAAUAUGAUAGAAUUUGAGGAGCCGCCAUUAAUCCCAAAGCUCCUACGCCACCGCCCUAGCCAACCAAUCACAAACGGCGCUCAGAUGGAGGCGGAAUUGAUCCGGAUUAAGAAUGAACCAUACAAGAGAAGACGAUCUCGUAAAAGUUACGAGAAAGCAGAGCAUAUCCCUGGAAGCAAUAUCCCUUUAAGGAGACACGCCCCUCAUAUGUGCGUGACGUGUAACCAAGUGUUUUCUGAUACGACAAAGUUGCGGGCACAUAUGAGAAUCCAUGAAGAGGAAUCUUUGCAGUUUGCAUGUAAACAAUGUGAUUAUAUCGUCAACAGCAAAGCAAACUUAGUAAGACAUGUUAAGGUAGUUCAUGAGCUAUAUAGUCGACCAUGGGUAAACGAGGGACAAAAUGAUUCAGACAAAGAGGCAAACCAACAGGAUGAUGAUAACCCGAAAGAAAACACAAUUCCUAGAACACAUAAUAGCCCAUCUGAGCCAAUCAGAGACAAUCAUAGGGAGAGGACGCCAUCUGGUGAACCAUUACAUAAACACAUCAAAGUAGAAAAUAACAAUCUUGUUGAUAAUGGAGAUGAACGAACAAAUCAGGACAUGUUUAAAACAGAAAAAGUUAAUGGUGCAAUUUUAAGCCGACCUGCCUCAAGGUCAUCGGCCCCGAGAAGCCCUGUUGUCAAAGUGGAAACCCCACAGCCAGUCAAAGCAAAUGGCUCUCAUUUAACCCAAGAAGAGAUCCUCCAAAGAAAAAAUGAUAAAAGUAGUGCAAUGUACUGUCAAAAAUGUGAUAUAACUUUCAUGUAUUAUUCCUCUUUCAUUGCGCAUAAGAAGUAUUAUUGUAUGUCCCAUAAUGAAGAAAAUAUUGCCCAACAGGGGGAGCCACUAUCUGAGGCAGUAGCAUAGUGACAUCUAUAUAUGAAAUUAAUUAUUGCCUCAUAUACACAUAUAGCGCAAAAUAAAUACAAUGGAUGUAGCUAGUUAUUGAGACAGACAGGGCAAAUCCAAUAUUUUAUUGAAUAAUAUAAGAUUUCACCAAAACUUUGUCCUAUAGUAACAUACACUCUUCUUUUAGCCUCUUCUGUAUAAAUUUGCAUUUAUCUUUUGUUGUUCCUGACUGUGACAUUGUUUGACUGUAUUAUCGAUAUUUUAUUUAAAAUGAACAAAUAAUUCUCAGACAUAAGAAUAGGGUGCCAUCUAUUUAAAAGUAUUAAAAUCAUAUUUUGCCUGCAAUACUGUAUUUGUACCUUUCACCUAGUUUUAUUU